Messenger RNA from Oncorhynchus gorbuscha (pink salmon), 1634 nucleotides. RefSeq lists its product as uncharacterized. The coding region runs from base 390 to 1634 and encodes 414 amino acids. The record is from RefSeq and is a predicted model, not a curated record. NCBI's taxonomy places the organism in Eukaryota, Metazoa, Chordata, Actinopteri, Salmoniformes, Salmonidae. The transcript is spliced from 7 exons.
ACACCCGUCAAGUCUGCGGACCGUCAAAGUCAGCCAGGCGGAUUUGGUGCGCACACCUCGGCUUUUAUAAACAGCGACCCACCGGUAGAAUUCGGCGUUAGCGAUGUUUUUGAUCAAUUCACAAACGUUUCAUUAGAGAAGGUGUAAUGUUCCAUGGACAUUUCAUGGACAUAGGAUUCAGAAUAUGUUUUUUUUUAAAGAGAAGGCACUUCAAGUUAGACUAAUCAAGGAAAAAUGUUAGUUUAUGGAGAAAAGUUUUCAAAAGGUUAAAUCAACAAAAGAUAUUCGAAUUCAUCAUUACGCAAUUACUCCAGUAGCCUUUGGAGAAAGUCUUGCUGAUUUAAUCAGUGCGCGCCGAAAGGAAAUAAAGGAUAUUGCGAAAAUUAAAAAUGCAUUUUGAAGUCCAUCACAUUCAGCACGUCCUGCUAUUGGCUGCAGCCGUGACAUCGGUCCAGGUCCCAGACCCCUCCUUCAGCCUGUCCAAUGAGAGGACUUCGAUUGAGAGGACAUAUGAGCUGACCAAGUAUCUGGAGCAUCAGCUGAGAGAGAUAAAGGACACCUAUUUAUCCUACCUGGGCCCGCCGUUCAGUGACCCAGACUUCUCCCCUCCGCGGCCCAACAGCACAGCCCUGUCCUUACCCAGCGCGGCCACCCGUCUGGAGCUGUGGCGGGGCCUGGAGAACCGUGCAAGGCUGGCCCAGAACCAGAGGGCUUACUCUGUUCUGCUGGGGGCGGUGAGGGAGCUGGCCCGCUCCACUCUCUGCCCCUACCUCCAGAGCUCCCUGCUGCACUUUUCUACAGGCCUGGACGGUCUGUUAGGGUCUAUAUCAGGCCUCAUGAACACAUUGGGGUAUGCCCUGCCUCCUGCUGGGAUUGAGGCGCAGUACCCACGUAAGGGCACAGGGGGCGAUGGAGAGGCGACGGGACGCAGACCAGCUCCACUUAUGAGUCAGGGUCUCUAUAAGACAGGGGCGGAGAUGGGGGCGGGACCAAGGAGGCAUCCCCUUGAUGAUCAGAGGGGUGCUGGGACCAACAGAGGGCUGGUGAGAGGACAAAAGGAGGAGAGCACCAGGAGAGAAAUGACGGAGAGAAAGAGGGAGGGUCCCCCCCUGCUGCCGCCCCCUCCUCUGUCCCCCCUCCUGUCCUCCUCCCCUCUGCUGGCGGUGCGGCCGGCGCUCAACGACUUCUCCAGGAAGGUGGAGGGCUUCUGGGUGCUGAGGGAGCUGCAGAGCUGGCUAUGGCGCUCCGCCAAGGACUUCAACCGCCUUAAGAAGAGACUUAGAUGCUCCGUCAUAGCGCAAUGCGUCCUGUGCCAGCUCUCCACACUCACCGAGCUAGAGUGGGUAUCCAGCCAGGACGUGUUGUGGCAGCUCCACUCACUAAGCUGCCAGUACGUCUCCUCAGUCCGUGAUGAUCCCUGGCCCGAAGCGUCCAGUGAGGAUCCAUGGCCCGAAGCCUGCGGCGACGGUCCCCGGUCCGGAGCCAGCGGCGAUGAUCUGCGGCCAGGUUCCUCCAGUGAAGGUCCAUGCACCAGGGCUGCCACCAAAGCGAAGGGAUAUGCGGGCGGAGGGGAGUCUACGUCCCGCACCGGAGCCGCUGCCGGCAGGAAUACCAACCGAGCCAAGCAGCACUGA